AUGGCCUGCUCAACGCGUUCUCGAUGGUUGCGUCUUCUGGCGUUGACCCUUUUGCUCGCUGUUGCGGGGAGCGCGGCGGGGGUGCGGGUGAACCGCCCCGCUUUUCUUACGCAUUUGGAACACGUCGGGAGGAAGCUGUCAGUCGGUCCGCCGCGCUGGAGCGGCAGGGAGUACAGUGGGGAGAUUCUUCUGGUGCGUGGGGCUGAACUGUGCCCCAACACCACCAGCAGCGGCAACUGGAACGGGGCCAUCGUCUUGGCCCUGGACAACAAAUGCGACACUGUUGACCAAGCCGUUGUGGCCCAGGGCAAAGGCGCCUUGGGCCUGCUGCUUGCGAGCUCGAAUUCUUCCCUACGCGCAGGCGGAGAUGUACGUAUUCCGGUGGAGGUGUUGCCAAGUAAGGAGUAUAACGCCAUUGUCGCAACGGUGAAUGAAGGAAUACCAGUACACGUCUCCAUUGGGCGCUCACUAAAUGUCCUGCGUUUCGCUGUGUGA
This is a messenger RNA of Trypanosoma conorhini, 495 nucleotides long. RefSeq lists its product as uncharacterized. Bases 1 to 495 code for a protein of 164 amino acids. The record is from RefSeq and is a predicted model, not a curated record. Lineage: Eukaryota; Euglenozoa; Kinetoplastea; Trypanosomatida; Trypanosomatidae. The transcript has a single exon.